GCACACACGGUGACGCGCACUCCUAGAGCGGAGUGUGAGCGGUGACGAGCCGCACAGAGGAGCUUUCCUCCAGACCUGCGUCAGACGCACGUCUACUUUGUGAUUUUUGUGUCGAGCGAUACGUCUGACAUUUCCUUAAAUGUCGACGUAACUUUUGCACGGUUGAGCAUUUUAGUGGACGGCUUUCUUGGCUACUUACCGCCGCAGGAGUCCCCCUUGGAAGAAACUGGCCGCGGAUUAGUACAUUUCGACGCAGAGGCUCGACGACAGAAGGAGGGGAAGAACUUUUUUUCCCCCCUUAAGUGCGACUUUGCGUCUUUUCUCGCUUGCAAUCGUCCCCAGAAAUGGUGGGGCAGCUCCACUUGCAAGCGAUGGAUGAAAGUCUCAAAGGAAAGAACCGGGAAGGGCUGCUUGACAGCCCGGACUCGGGGCUGCCUCCCAGCCCCAGUCCGCCCUUCUGCUCCCUCUCUCCCACUCUCAUCGAGCCGCGCUCCGGCAGCUGCACGACACCCGUGGAGAGCAAGCAGCAAGCGGCCUGGAAGAAGGACGCCAGUCGGGAGGGCAAACUGCUGCCUUACCUGCUGCUCAACAACACAGGAACAGACCCCAGGACUCGCAUGUAUCCUGUCUUCUAUGGAGAGAGCAUCGAGGUUGACCCAAAGCCAGAGAAACAAGUCAAGUGCACUUCAGCGGUCCGGUACGAUUCGGACAAGCAUUACCAAGACCGAGUGUACUGCGUCCCCGUCCCCACGGCGACUUCGUACAGCGAAACGGUGGUGGCGGUGCCCAACUGCACCUGGAGGAGUUACAAAUCCCAAGUGUACCUGGAGCCGCGGCAGAAGCCCAUCAACUACCAGAGCACCACCAUCGUGUACCCCAAACACGCCAAGAACAUUUACCGCACCACGCUCACCUACAAGGCCGCGGCUGCACGUCGCUGGUUCGUCUCCAGAGUGCGGCUGGAGUCCAGCGACGAUUCAAGUCCCUGUAUCAUCUACACAGAGGACUUGUAGGCCCGCACACGAGCUAGUUGUUGUUUUUUUUUUUUUUCUUAGGACUUGAGGACAACAGAUUAGAGGGGCAACACAAGAUAACUGAAAGCUUCACCCUAUUUUUUGUUCAUCUCGUCUCACCCCAGAGGAAAUCUUUCAACUUUGUACUGGCGCCGUUUUUAAAAAGGCUCCCGUUGUACCUCUUUGGCUUGAUGUCUUACUAUCUAAAGAAAACUAGAGCUGACAAAAAAAAAACC
Molecule: messenger RNA, 1249 nt
Organism: Hippocampus comes (tiger tail seahorse)
Lineage: Eukaryota; Metazoa; Chordata; Actinopteri; Syngnathiformes; Syngnathidae
Gene: rflna
Product: refilin A
Exons: 4
Coding region: 345-1013 (222 amino acids)
Biological process (GO): negative regulation of chondrocyte development; actin filament bundle organization; skeletal system morphogenesis
Cellular component (GO): actin filament bundle
Molecular function (GO): filamin binding
Source: RefSeq, a predicted model, not a curated record